This is a messenger RNA of Paramecium octaurelia, 804 nucleotides long. The record is from the annotation of a GenBank genome assembly. NCBI's taxonomy places the organism in Eukaryota, Ciliophora, Oligohymenophorea, Peniculida, Parameciidae.
AUGAAAAUUUUUGUGCUUUUAUUAAUAGCAUUAGCUAUAAGAGACAAAUUUGAUUAAUUCAAAACAUUUGAUGAAGAUGAGUUUGGUAGAUAAUUGAUUGAUACAUUAUAUAUGCAAAUGAGUACAGGUGAACCUAUUGCACAUUUUAUUGAAAUUAUUAGAAGCUAUGAAACCUCAAUUGAGAAUGAAUAAAAAGAAGAUGACAAAGCUAAUAAUGAAUAUUAAAAUUAAUGCACAGAGGACAUCAAAAUAUUAUAAUAAGAAGUGCUAAUUUAGAGAGAAGAUCAGUUGAAAUUCAAUCAAUUUUGAAUGGAUUAGAAACAUUAAGAUCAUGCAAAUAAGGAUAAGCUGAUGCUAAGAAUGCAUGGAAAGUAGAAACAGAAAAGAAAUUAGCUGAUUUAGUAAAGAAGAGAGAAACUGAAAAAGCUGAAUUCGAUAAAAAAGUUGAAGAACAUGAUUAUGCAACAUUUGUCAUUGAAAUAGUUAGAAGAAUGUUUUCUGAUAAAGGUUAAAGUUUCUUAUAAUUGAAUAAUGAAUCAAAAUGGUAAUAAGUUAGAGAUUACUUUAUUAAUGCUUCUAAAUAAGCAAGGUAUAUUGUCUAUUAAAAAAAUUAAAGAAAUUUGAAAUCAAGAAGAGUUAUUUGAAAAUGUUUAAUGUUUUAGCUGAAAUUACAAGUGCUGCUUAAUGUGAAGAUUUCUAAAAUUCACCCACUGUAAACAGAAUUGUCAAUCUCUGCGAUCCGCAGGUUGAAUUAAAUUGAAGAUAGCAAAGCUUUGGAAACUAAGGCUCAACAAAAAAAGAUUG